Messenger RNA from Penicillium concentricum, 399 nucleotides. RefSeq lists its product as uncharacterized. NCBI's taxonomy places the organism in Eukaryota, Fungi, Ascomycota, Eurotiomycetes, Eurotiales, Aspergillaceae. The record is from RefSeq and is a predicted model, not a curated record. The coding region runs from base 1 to 399 and encodes 132 amino acids. The transcript has a single exon.
AUGACAAAAGAAGUGGCCGACGAGAGGCCGAUCCUAGUGCCAAAUUACAGGCGGAUGGAGCAGCUCACUCAGUUACGUCUCCCGAGGGUCCGAAAGGCCCGGGUUUGCAGAAGAAUCCUAUCCGAGACAGGCCAAACCAUGAAUUCCGUCCUGCUCCUCCUCUGUGCGUAUAAUUACCCGUAUCACCCGACCGUGCUCCAAAGAUUACGCUCUUAUGAAGACAGCAUGGUCGCGCUGAUGGAACAAAUGAAGAUCCUGCGGGCAGAGGAGCGCACGCCUCACCUGUGCGCGGAGGAGAUUCUAUGGCGGCGGGUGAGCGAGGAAUUGAAAUUGCGAAGUGUGCGAUCCACUAGAGGAUAUUGGGAGGGUGUAAUGGAGGAGAGGUCAGCACCUCGAUAG